Molecule: messenger RNA, 678 nt
Organism: Penicillium lagena
Lineage: Eukaryota; Fungi; Ascomycota; Eurotiomycetes; Eurotiales; Aspergillaceae
Exons: 4
Coding region: 1-678 (225 amino acids)
Molecular function (GO): arylsulfatase activity
Source: RefSeq, a predicted model, not a curated record
AUGCUGUAUAUCAUAAAGCAGAGAACAGUUGACAUUGAUUGUGAGGAUGUAAUAUGUUCGAAAGAAAUUGAAGCGCUGAGCAACGAGGACCCGGAAGAUUACCUUGUCACCCCAGGAACGACUCAGCUGGAAGCUCCCAUCGCCAAGGAAGAUGUCAAACCUACGCCUGCUGCAUCCACGAUGCUCACCAUGAUCAUGCCACAGACGGGCGCUGAGACGAUCCCGGAUAUGCCUUCCCCGCCGAACCAGGAUCCGAGUGGCUUUUUCACGUCCGAUUUCUACUCCGACAACCUCAUCAAAUACAUCGACGAGCGGACGCCAGAGAACAAGGAGAAGCCGUUCUUUGCAUACCUGCUAUUUCUGCUCCUCACUGGUCUUUCCAGUGUAGCCGUGAGGACCGGGGGCGCUACAAGGGCAUCUCAGGAUAGUGGACAAGACAUCACGCCCCAUGAGGUGAUCGCACCGGAGGCCAUCAAGAGAUGGCAGGAUAUGGAUGCCUACGAGCAGAAAGCCUCUGCCCGAGCCAUGGAGUGUUUUGCCGGCAUGGUGGCCAACAUGGAUCAGAACGUGGGCAAAAUUGUUCGCUACCUGAAGCAGAUUGGGGAGUUUGAAAACACUUUCAUCAUAUUCCAGUCUGAUAAUGGUGAGUCGAGCGAAUCCCCGUCGUCUUCUCUCUGA